UUUUUUUUUUUUCAUGGCGUCUAAUUUGUCAAGUAUAUUCGAUGAAACGGAACGACAAAGACUUAUCGAUUCAAUUCCCAAGUUUGAAGAUGUGGAGAACAAUCUUGAAAACAUUCAACCUUUGAAAGGUGGUAGACGUGCCCGUGCCUUAGUGGCAUCCAGCCUGGCAACUGACGAUGAAAGACAGCGUAUGAUUCAGCAAGAACGUGAUUGCUUUGCUUCCAAGCUAGAAAAACUCGACGAUAUGGAUGAUCCUUUGGAUGUUUAUGUUAGACAUCUUCAGUGGACUAUACAAAUGUUUCCCGAAGGACAGAAUCAUGAAUCUCAACUGGUGGAUCUUUUAGAACAAGUUACAAACAAGUUUCAAGACGACCCUCGAUAUAUUUUAGACCCACGCUAUCUCAAUUGCUGGAUGGAAUAUGCAAAAUGGACGGAUGAUCCCAAAGAUGUCUUUUUAUUUCUCAAGAAAAAAGGCAUUGGUCAAAACCUAGCCCUGUUUUACGAACAGUACGCUUUUCUAUAUGAAGAACAAAAGAGGUACAAAGAAGCAAGCGAUAUUUUAAACUAUGGAAUCGAACGACGAGCACAACCAUUAGGGAGAUUAAAAAGAACCAAGGAACAAUUUAUUCAUCGUUUACAACAUCGAAAACAACAUGAAGAAUCCAUAAAUACUUCUAAUCCAACUCGAGAUCAAAUGCAAUCUUUACUUCGAACAGGACAACGAACAAUGCUUGGUCACAAACUUGAUACCCGUCAUCCGCAGUCCGUAUCUAGGAAUGUUUACAACAAUAUGCAAAACAACUCGACUUUCAUUCGGGACAACAGUAAUACUUCUUCAUCUUCUUCAGCUAGUCGAUCUUUUGGGAAUUCUAUUACAACUUCUACUCCAUCCAAUUCGUUCAAGUUUCAAGUCUUUACUGAUGAUGGUGAAGGUCCACAGUCAACGUCUCCAUCACCACCAUUUUCCUCACCAAGUAUCGAUACAUCACCUUCUAGUACACCAAAUAUGUCUAUCUCAGCUUUUUCUCGCAAACGACAAGAGAACAUGGUACCUGUGGAAACAUUCGCUGGCGCAACUUUACCACAAAAACAAACUCUUACACGACCUUCUAUACCCAAAUUCAAUGUGUUCCGAGAUGAUGCUGGACAAUCAGAGGAAAUAACCAUGGAUGCAUCAGAUUAUGAUCAGACUGAUGAACGACAUAGGCACGUUGAUAUGAACGAUGACUUGAUCCGUAAUGGUUCAUCCAAGCAUACUUACAGCGACUCACGCCAUCACUCACACCAUCAUUCUCGAUACAAUCGUCAACAAUUAGCUGAUGAUGAAACUAUUGGAACCUCAUCACUCCUGAUGAUUUUACAGGAUCGAUAUCAUAAAUUAGGCGAUCAUUAUAUCACAAGCACAGACACCUCAAAGAAACCAAUGACAAUCGCAGCAAAAGUGGAAUACGAGUCAUCCAAUGGACGUACUUUACCUGUCAGCUUUGAUGAAGUACGAGCAUAUCAACAAGUGAAUAGAAGAGGUCAACCACAGAUCAUCAAUAUUGGUGCUUUUCAGAAAACGUCUUCUCAAACUGAAGCUACUAUACCUUGCUCUGUCCAACGAGAACCUACUAUGGAUUAUACAACUGAAACUCUUGCUGCUCAACAAUCUAUUAAUGCCAUGUUCAAUAAAAGAAAUGAUGAUUUGGAUUCUGAAGAUGACGAUGAACAAGUAUGGAAACGACCAAAACGGGAAUAUGCAGAUGAAAAUAUUUAGCUUUAUAUAUAUAUCAAUAAAUCUAUUGUAUUAUUAUCAUUUUA
This is a messenger RNA of Halteromyces radiatus, 1803 nucleotides long. Its product is annotated as Mad3/BUB1 homology region 1-domain-containing protein. The transcript is spliced from 4 exons. NCBI's taxonomy places the organism in Eukaryota, Fungi, Mucoromycota, Mucoromycetes, Mucorales, Cunninghamellaceae. The record is from RefSeq and is a predicted model, not a curated record. Gene Ontology annotation, biological process: mitotic spindle assembly checkpoint signaling. The coding region runs from base 14 to 1759 and encodes 581 amino acids.